This is a messenger RNA of Olea europaea var. sylvestris, 1461 nucleotides long. RefSeq lists its product as uncharacterized. The coding region runs from base 503 to 1303 and encodes 266 amino acids. The record is from RefSeq and is a predicted model, not a curated record. Lineage: Eukaryota; Viridiplantae; Streptophyta; Magnoliopsida; Lamiales; Oleaceae. The transcript has a single exon.
UUAACAGAACAACAUGAACCAAUCAAUUAAAAGAUAAAAAAAGAAAUGGACACACAAAACAAUACAAUAGGAAUAAAGUAACAACAAUGAAGCAGAUCACGCGGGAAGACACUGAUGCCCCAAGCUUAAUGCACUUUUUGGAACACAACACUCUUUCACAUCAACAAUUGUAACCCCAGUACCCACAAAGCCAUUGCCAGUCCCUACCAUUUUCUACUAAUUUGAAUCAAUUCAGCCACUAAACGAAAGAGAUCGAUGCAAACGCACGUAUCCCAGUACCCACAAAGCCAUUGCCAGUCCCUACCAUUUUCUACUAAUUUGAAUCAAUUCAGCCACUAAACGAAAGAGAUCGAUGCAAACGCACGUAUCCCAGUACCCACAAAGCCAUUGCCAGUCCCUACCAUUUUCUACUAAUUUGAAUCAAUUCAGCCACUAAACGAAAGAGAUCGAUGCAAACGCACGUAUAGUUGUACAGAUUGUUCAUUUUCUGCGUAUUCCGAAAAUGGGUUGCUGUCAAAGCUCUAAAUCUCAGCCGGAAAUGGAGAACCACAGUUCGGUAGCUGAAUCAAAGGGCGGAAGGACAGGAGUGCCGCCAUUGCCGAUGGAAGAAGAAACUGUAAAAGAAGUGCUCUCAGAAACACCUGUUGAAAAGGGUUCUAGUCAGAAAGUCGAGAAAUUGAAUGAAAGAAUGCAAGAACUGAAGAUUGAUUCACGGCAGGUGAUUAGGCCGAAGUGCACUGAAGAAAUUGUUUCAGAGGCAUCUGUAGUUUCGGAUUUGGGUAGUUUUACUGAGAGCUUUUCAACGACGGGGAUGGAGAAUAGAGACGACGAUGAUGGAGAAGUGAAUCAGAGGAUUCCUCUUAGAGUCCCAAGAAGACGGCAAAACACCGGUGACAUUCCCGGCGGGAGAAUUAGAAGGGAAAGAUCAGCUCCGACUGGACGGACGGCGACGUUGCAGCAGAGCCGGGGCCAGGUGACUGCGUCUCGUCCUUUUCAGGGGAGGUUAUCCACGGCCCAGCAACGGAAUCCAGGAACGGAGAAGGAUCUCCGUCCAGACUCCGGGGAUAUCUCCGCCAGGAGGACGAGGUCGCCAGCGACUAGUAGCGAAGUGGGUCAGCGUGGGAAUUUGAGCAGUAAAAGUCCUGGGCCUAGCGAGACUGGUCAGUCAGGUGGUGCGCCACUGGUGAAGACGGCGGAGAGCGGCGGCGGUAAAGUAGAGAAUUCCAACGACGACGUUUUAGCCGAAGACGGCGAAUCUCUGGAGAACCCCAUUGUUUCCUUAGAGUGCUUUAUUUUUCUAUAGCGUUGCAAGGAUUUUUCCUUAAUUAUAAUUAAUUAAAUAUUUAAAAUGGGGUUGUUUUCGUCACUACAUCUACAUUGCCAUUUCCACCCUUUGGCAAAGAUCACAUUGUAAAAUCGAAUUGAAUUAUCAUGUAUUACUUAAAUGAAUAUUAUUUUUUA